This is a messenger RNA of Exaiptasia diaphana, 2960 nucleotides long. RefSeq names its product myosin-7. Gene Ontology annotation, biological process: regulation of DNA-templated transcription. NCBI's taxonomy places the organism in Eukaryota, Metazoa, Cnidaria, Anthozoa, Actiniaria, Aiptasiidae. The coding region runs from base 137 to 2860 and encodes 907 amino acids. Gene Ontology annotation, molecular function: protein binding; ATP binding; cytoskeletal motor activity. The record is from RefSeq and is a predicted model, not a curated record. Gene Ontology annotation, cellular component: myosin complex. The transcript has 19 exons.
UUGAAAUCCAUCAAUAGAAAAAAUAAGAGAGUUGCUUAAAUGAAAAUGUGUUUAAAUCCAGGCAGACCAGGACGCUGAGGGUAUUCUCAUCCAAAAAGUUCAUUUUUUUGAUAACAAGGACACCAUAGAUUUUUUAAUGGAGAGGCCUGAUGGAAUUUUUGCACUUGUCGAACAAGAAACAAAGUCAAUGAAAGCCAAUGAUGCUGGUUUAGUAAAGAAGUUCUCCACUAAACAUCGGAAGCACCAUUGUUACUCGGAUGUAACCAAGUYUUCUUUUCCAGCGUUUGCAAUAAGUCACUAUAACGGACAGGUUACCUACUCUGCUGUUGACAUYUUAAGCAAAAACAAAGACAUGUUGGGAGGUAGCUUAAUCACGUGUUUACAAGAAAGUGAAGACGAUCUUAUCCAUCGUCUUUUCAUGGUGAAGCUGUCAUCUACUGGAGCCAUCGUUCGUGCUGGUCAGCAGAGCACUCAGGAGAUUCCAAGUAUGCCACGUAAAGCAGAGAUGAAGAAAAUGCAACGAACUGUUAGGCGACACUUAGAAAUGAUAGGGAACAUCCAUGGAAUUACAAAUAAUAAAGUGGCUAAAAAGAAAAUGAUAGAAGAACAGUCUCACCUAACUUUGACGUCUCGAUUUCGAAAUUCCCUCUCAGAUUUAAUGCAAAGAAAUUUGAAAAGUGAGCUCCAUUUUGUGAUUUGCAUUCGUCCCAACCAAGCACUUGAACCCGASCAGUUUGAUGAUGACUUGGUCACUGCACAGUUGAGAUACAGCGGUGUCAUGGAGACUGUGAGCAUGCGUCAACAAGGCUUCCCAGCACGAAUUGCAUUCAGAGAUUUCAUCGAAAGGUAUAAAAUCAUAUCGUUUCGAUUGACGGUAGAUGUCAAAUACAAUCAAGACACUUGUGAGAAGAUUUUAUCUCAUGUUGAUGGACUGGGCUGGAGAAUAGGAAAAACAAAGGUGUUUAUGAAAAACAGCUGUAGGGAGCAGUUGAACGAUCUUAUCGAUACAGCAMUUCGAGGGAUUAUUAUCGUGCAGAAAUUAUUUCGUGGUAGAUGUGCAAGAAGGUUUUUCAGGUUUCUUAAACAUCAAAAGGAAAAACAGAAAAAUGAAGUUAUCGACUUCAUCACAAAGAUUCACAGUAGAAUGGAUCUAGUGUAUAGCAAUCUGUGCUAUCAAGUCAAUGAAGACGAUGUUCGAGCCAAGUGUACCGAUGCAGCAGAGCCAGAUGAGCAGGUCAAAAAGAAAGCUUUGCAAAUCUUGGAUGGGCGAAAGCGCAAACACAAGAAACAAAUUUCAAGCAGCGUUGCUGACAAAGUAGAAGACACUGUCGAUGGACGAUUAGACUUGCGCCAGGUGGAAGAAUUGGAUACUUCUUCAAUCGGACAAAGAACUUCUACAUUGCAGUCACAGCCUAGUCAUGACGAGAUUGACAUAAAUCAAAAUCUUGAAGCAGAAACCACAUUUGAACCACCACUCGUUUCGAUGUCAGAUAUAUUUACUUACACUGAAGGUAAAAUUGCUUCGUCUAACGCAGCAUCUGAGGAAGCGAGUCCAUUCCGUAGCGUUUCUGACGAUGCUGGAGACUACACCGACGACAUAUCGAUUACCGGUCAAUAUUCGAUCAUGGAUGUCUUCAGUACUGGCAAGCCAGAAAUAUUUCCUGUUGAAGAGGGUGAAGAAUUGGGGACUUCUAUUGUUGAUAUUAUGAUGCAAUCUGGUGAGGAGGAUGUAGCCACGCCCCUUACCUCGCCUAGUAGUUUGGUGACGUCACCUAUUCGUCCGAGUCUGACUGGGAGAGAGUCUAAUCUUUCAACUUUUUCGUUUGACUCGGUAUUAUCACCGGAUGGAGACUUGGACGAUGUUGCUAUAGAGUCACCUGGCAUAUGGUGUAUGAUCACGUGCUAUGAACGUGAUGUGUCACGUGGUGAGUUCCAAGUGGAUAGGUCUGUCAUCAUUGUGGAUGGUUCUAGUAACGCCUUUGAUGUCACAAGAAUUGGUAUUGGAUCCCUACCAAUGAACCCAUCGGAUGUAAAGGUCGAGAAAACAAGGCGCUGUAUAGGCAAGGGCAUCAAGCUUACCAUUGACGCUGAAGGGAAUAUGUGGGUAAAGCGGUGUAGCAAGAACAACGUCUACGUCAAGGGCAACUUCUUGUCUCCAGAAGUCAAGGAUUCUAGUGGAGAAUUGCCAAAAGGAAAACUUGUCAAGGUAUUUGACUACGAAGCGUUUUCUAAUAAUCUUCAACACGAGUGCGAUCCAACAAGGUACGAYCCAGGGAAGUGUGAGGACCUAUUGUCAAGCACUUYGGUGUAUUUCUCAUUCGUAAAGGAUGCAGUCGAGGAUGUGGACACACCUUGUUGGAUUGAAGUGAGGAUGACGCAGCCUUAUCGCAUUACUGAAGUUGCUAUGGACUUAGCAAAAGACCGACGAAGGAUCGAGAGGGAGAAACGCGGCGAGCAUACUCCGCCGAUUCUCCGAGCAAAGAUCGGCAAGUCUCGGCAAGUUAUCGCAGUUGGCGCAAUGGAGAAGAAAGUUCGGCCCCAACGUUAUAUAGACUCGUUCAAGUAUGGACGAAARGGUUGGGCUCGAAAGAAAGUUUCUGUGAAUCCUUUUGAUUUUGGAAAUCAAGCCGUGUUUGCGGUAGACAACACACUACGAGGAAGAGCUUUGUCUUCUCCUGAAGAAUUAGAAAGUCACUCUGAAAUGGAYAAGGCUGCUUCUUAUGACGAAGUUUUUUCUUCAAAACCUAGCGUUUCAGAGACAACCGCUUCACAAGGCAAGGUUUGGGCUAAAGACCAUGUGAAGGCCAGGGAGGAACAGACAAGAGCUCGGACUCGGCAUAAAACUACGAGUGAAUCGUGAUUCAUGGGCGAUAGGAACCAAAUAAAUUGAUUCGUGUAGAGGAAUGUAUUGAUAGUCAAUGUAGAUAUGUGGAAUAUUAAACAUACUUCAGUGGGCAAAA